This is a messenger RNA of Eublepharis macularius, 1314 nucleotides long. It is a transcript of the gene SKAP1, whose product is annotated as src kinase associated phosphoprotein 1. NCBI's taxonomy places the organism in Eukaryota, Metazoa, Chordata, Lepidosauria, Squamata, Eublepharidae. The transcript has 12 exons. Gene Ontology annotation, cellular component: plasma membrane; cytoplasm. The coding region runs from base 113 to 1012 and encodes 299 amino acids. The record is from RefSeq and is a predicted model, not a curated record. Gene Ontology annotation, molecular function: protein binding.
GUAUGAGAACCUCAGUGCUAGAGCGAGGGAACGAGGCGAUGCAAUCUUGUUCGAUAUCGAGCAACUUAAAGAGAGGUAUCAUUGGGAACUCCAGCCUGGAGGGGUUCCUGCCAUGUUUAGCCCAACACAAGAUGCCUCCGGUGACAGCCAGACCUGGAACUUCACAUCAGAAGCAUCGCUUUCCCUCAGCUGCCCUGAGAACCGUGCUGAGAAUUUCUUGCCAAAGGCCACUCAGGAGCCGGGACUUGUUCUGAAACAAGGAUACUUGGAAAAAAAAUCCAAAGACCCCAAAAUCUUUGGCUCAGAAUGGCAGAAGAGGUGGUGUGUCCUUGACCAGAUGGCCUUCUACUACUAUGCAAAUGAAAAAAGCAAGCAACCCAAAGGCAUGUUCCUAAUCGAGAAUUACCGUGCCCGGCUGGCUUCCUACCUGCGCAAGGAUGCCCGAAGAGAUUGCUGUUUUGAACUGAUGUGUCCUGGAAAGCGUACCUAUGAGUUCACAGCUCCAAGCCCAGAAGAAGCCAAGGACUGGGUGGAUCAGAUCCUGUUUCUGCUUAAGGAUAUGAGGUCCCUCAUUAUCCCUUGUGAGGAUGAGGAAGAUGACAAAGAAGAAACCUAUGAUGACAUUGAUAGUUUUGAUUCCCCAAGUACAACGCUUCAACAGAAUUUUUCUCUGAACCUGGAGGAAGAGGAGACUAAGGGAGAGAGCAAAGAGGGCAUUUAUGAAAUCCUACCAGAUGAGGAGCUUGGCUUGAUUGCUCCAGACAACAUCGAAGUUGCUGACAAGUUAGAGAAGACAGGAAGCUUCAUCAGAAGUUAUACAAAUUAUUACCAAGGCCUUUGGGACUGUACCAGUGGCCACCCGGAUGAACUAUCCUUCCAGCGGGGAGAUUUGAUCUACAUCCUCAGCAAGGAAUACAACAUGUAUGGCUGGUGGGUCGGAGAGCUGAACAAUGUGGUAGGGAUUGUCCCAAAGGAAUACCUCGUGCCAGCCUACGACAUGGAAGACAUUUGAGCAGCAGAUCCCCAGGGAUUGCGUCUCUUCUCAUCCUCCGCUUUUCUGAUCCAAUAGAAGUGCGUCCCUGAAGCUUUUUUGUUAUUCUUCACAUGCACAUCAGAAGAAUUGCACAUGCUCCUUAGCCCACAUCGGGACACGUACAAAGGCAAUGUCCGCUCUGUCAUGAUAGGAUGUACAUAUCCUUAACUUUGCCUUGGUACUUUCUCUAGCUGGCUGCAUCCAGCACAUGCCCUCAUUUUGGAAAGUUGCUCAGGACCUAAGGUGGUCAGAAUUGUCACGCGUGUCAUAUUAGCAUUGGU